Molecule: messenger RNA, 1518 nt
Organism: Saprolegnia parasitica CBS 223.65
Lineage: Eukaryota; Oomycota; Saprolegniomycetes; Saprolegniales; Saprolegniaceae
Exons: 2
Coding region: 1-1518 (505 amino acids)
Source: RefSeq, a predicted model, not a curated record
AUGGCGGCACGCAAACGGCUUCUGGCGGGUCACGUGAGGACGCCUCUGGCAGUUGACUUGGUGUUUGCGGCGCAGCUCCAGAGCCACCUACGCAACAGACUUGAGCUCCACACCAAAAUCGCACAAGUACGGCUCAACAUUGUGCUCAUGGAAGCACGUCUGCAACAGCCUCCAGAAGCGUCACACGAGAAGGACAUAGAGACAGCCGCGGACCUUGAUGAGACCAAGAUCGAGCGAAUCUCGCAGCUGGUGCUUCUCAAACAUUUGACGCCGGAAGACACCGUCAUGCUUCUCCGCGGUCAGUGCCCCAAGGAUCCGCGACCGAACAAGGCGCUCUUCCCAGAGGAGCUGGCCCGGUUGCUCCACGGUUACUCGCACUGCGACACGCUCAUCGCUGUAGAAUCAGCCGGAUUCACGAUCCCGACCCGGUCCAAGCCGGCGCAUCCGAAGAACCACAACUCGGCGGAACGGCAUAGCCGCACAGUACGCCGUCACCUGGCGGAAGGCCAAGCGCGCAACAAGUAUGCGUUCUUCACCGACGCGGUUCUCGCCCAAUGGACACACGCCGGCCACGACAUCAGGCUCAGCCCGCUCGGCCUUGUACCGAAGAACAACGCGAGCCUUGAUGUCGAUGGACGCGUCAUUUACGACCUUUCAGCACCGGACAAAACGGCGGUCAACGAUCUCACGAACAAAGACUUGCUCCCGGACGUGCGUUGGCGUCGAAUCUCGGCAGUCGCGUCACGUAUCAUCGGGUUGCACAAGCGGCUAACCGCGAGCACGAGGAUCAUGGAGAUGGCAGGCGACGUCAAGAGCGCGUGCUGGGGUCGCUCAGACACGUUUGCUCAUGCGCCCCAGCAGCCAGAGCGUUCUACCAACGGCUACACAGCGUGGCCGUCAAGGCGACGCCAUUCAAGACGUUUACACCGAGCGUGGUCAACUCUCGACAAAGGCACUCUCCACGUACACGCGUGGAUCGACAACGCGCCCAGUGUGUCAUGGGCAAACAAGCUCGCAGCGUCCAACGUCUACGCUCAAGAGCUCAACCGCCAUCUAGCGCUCGCCCAAGCAGUCAAUCGUCUGUACGUCACGGCGGGCCACAUGGCCGGAGCACGGAACGAAAUGGCCGAUUGCGGGUCACGCAGCCUCGUCGAGCCGUUCAAAUCGCGAUGGCUCCAGCUCUCUCACGGGUGGGAAGCGUGCCCAGUGCCAGCAAACAUUCGGUACAUGUACAAGCCGACGUCCGACGUUUUUCAAGACGCCGCUCUGGCCUCAAGCACACACGACCGCUACAAGGCCGCGUGGGAACAGUGGCGCACGUGGCGCGAGCAUCGCCGACAGUCACCAUGGCUCUCCAAGGAGGAACGCGAGCAGACGACGAACUUGUCGAGUACGUCUUGCACCUCCGCGACGGCGGCAACUCCGCUGCCACCAUCCGAUCCAAACUAUGCGGCAUCGCUUGGCGUCAUCAGCGACACGGUGGGUACACUGUGGCGCUGGCACCCGACCAUCGGCUAG